Messenger RNA from Pimephales promelas (fathead minnow), 1272 nucleotides. RefSeq names its product rasd family member 4 (gene rasd4). Lineage: Eukaryota; Metazoa; Chordata; Actinopteri; Cypriniformes; Leuciscidae. The record is from RefSeq and is a predicted model, not a curated record. Gene Ontology annotation, molecular function: GTPase activity; GTP binding.
CACAACACACAGAUGCAGCUGAAACCAUUCCUCAUGCUUCAAGACUGCCACAAUCAGAAAGAAACGGGGGAAACAGGCACAUCCAAACUCUCAGACUUACAUUCACUAUUGGGAUUGGGAAUCAUGUCUCUGGAAGGCAAGGAAAAGACAGAGGUGCGAUUGGUGUUCAUGGGAGCGGCAGGUGUUGGGAAAACAGCCCUGAUUAAACGUUUCCUACAAGACAGCUUCGAGCCCAAACAUCGGCGGACGGUGGAGGAGCUCCACAGCAAGGAGUACGAGGUGGCCGGGGUCAAAGUGACCGUGAACAUCAUGGACACGAGCGGGAGCUACUCCUUCCCGGCCAUGAGGAAGCUCUCCAUCCAGAACGGAGACGCCUUCGCCCUGGUCUACUCCGUGGACGACCCCGAAUCCCUCGAGGCCGUCAAGAGCCUGCGUGAGGAAAUCCUGGAGGUCAAGGAGGACAAGUUCACACCCAUCGUAAUAGUGGGCAACAAGACCGACAGACUGCACGAGCGAAGGGUGUCCGCGGACGACGUGCUGGCGAAGGUGGAGAUGGACUGGAACAACUGCUUCCUGGAAGCCUCGGCCAAAGACAACGAGAACGUGAUGGAGGUGUUCAGGGAGUUGCUCCAGCAAGCCAACCUCCCCAGCCGCCUCAGCCCGGCCUUGCGUCGUCGCAGGGAGACCAUUCCCAAAGACAAGGGUCUGCGGCCGCCCAUGAACAAGGCCAACAGCUGUUCGGUCUCCUAACGCCCGCGAGAAAAAGACAAGCAAGGAUGGCAUGGGUCGAGGUUCUCCUCGAUGAUGUGGAAGGCUCUUUUAAGGCGAAGACGCUUUUGUUACAUAGCGAAACUUCCCAUAAUCCCGCUUCCAAAAUCAGCAUCCACCGCAGUGAUGAAGGGAAAAACGAUUUCAGAGAAAGGGGAGGAUGAUCAAAAGACAAUGAACUGUUGCGUUUGUGCACAGAAUCUGUUGAAUGUGUUGACCGUGAAGUUCAGUUGUGUGAUCCGUGUCGUCGAUUCUAUCGUAUACGUUAAAAUAUUCCAACUUUAAUGCUAAAGCAUUGCAAUUUAGCAAUGUCAUAAAUGUUUAUUAUCAUAAUUUGACUGUAUGACAUUCAUUGGUUUACAAAUCAUUGCACUAAGUUUUAAGGUCACUGUGUUCAUUGUUCAGUUGCAUAUACCAGCACUUUUAUUCUGUCGAAAACUCGUAUGAUGCACUGAUGUCUUUUUUUUGUAACUUGUUAAAGAAAAAUAAAUAACUAAUUGCUGA